CCUCGUAGAAGUGGGGGGAGGCCAGAGGAAGUGGCUGGGCCUGAACUGGCACUGUGCCUGACACAAGGGCUUGUGCAUCCCCCUAGUCUUCAGCUUUGCCUUCUGAGCCAGUCCUCAGGGGCAGGGGCCCUUCUCUUCUGCCACCUCUUCUGUUCUCUGACCCCUGGUUACCUGUGGCCCUGUGGAACGAAGAAGAACCAGUGCCUGAGCCCAGGAGUGGAACCCAAGCACUGGUGAUAGAGUUCAUCUUAGUUCCUGAGAAUUGGAUUUAUUUCCCUGUAUCCACAUAAAAGUUCAGGAGCCCUGGAAAGGAGAAGGAAUAAGACGACAGGAGGAAGAGAGAGAGAGGGUAGAAUGGAAGAAUCUCACUUCAAUUCUAACCCGUACUUCUGGCCUUCUAUCCCCACAGUCUCAGGACAGAUUGAGAACACGAUGUUCAUCAACAAGAUGAAGGAUCAGCUGCUGCCGGAGAAGGGCUGUGGGCUGGCUCCACCCCACUACCCCACCUUGCUGACAGUGCCUGCCUCCGUGUCCCUGCCCUCAGGCAUCAGUAUGGACACAGAGUCCAAGUCAGACCAGCUGACCCCACAUAGCCAGGCGUCCGUUACCCAGAACAUCACCGUGGUCCCUGUGCCGUCUACAGGACUGAUGACUGCUGGAGUCUCCUGUUCUCAGAGGUGGAGAAGAGAAGGGAGUCAAUCAAGGGGUCCUGGUUUGGUAAUCACGUCCCCCUCAGGCUCCCUUGUGACCACAGCCUCAUCAGCUCAGACCUUCCCCAUUUCGGCUCCCAUGAUUGUCUCAGCUCUUCCCCCUGGCUCACAAGCCCUGCAGGUGGUCCCUGACCUCUCCAAGAAGGUAGCAUCAACCCUAACAGAGGAAGGAGGCGGAGGUGGUGGUGGAGGUGGCAAUGUGGCUCCUAAGCCCCCUCGGGGCCGGAAGAAGAAGCGGAUGCUGGAAUCAGGGCUGCCUGAGAUGAAUGACCCUUAUGUCCUCUCCCCUGAGGAUGACGAUGACCAUCAGAAAGACGGCAAGACCUAUAGGAGCGAAGGGAACUGCGGCACAGGAAAUGGACAGAGCCUUGGGCUCAUGGAUUCAGUUCCCGGCUCCACCACGAACUUGCUGUGUGACCCUGGGUGCCGGAUGUGCUCACUGACAUUCUACUCAAAGUCGGAGAUGCAGAUCCACUCCAAGUCACACACCGAGACCAAGCCCCACAAGUGCCCGCACUGCUCCAAGACCUUCGCCAACAGCUCCUACCUGGCCCAGCACAUCCGCAUCCACUCAGGGGCCAAGCCCUACAGUUGUAACUUCUGUGAGAAAUCCUUCCGCCAGCUCUCCCACCUCCAGCAGCACACCCGGAUCCACUCCAAGAUGCACACGGAGACCAUCAAGCCCCACAAGUGCCCGCACUGCUCCAAGACCUUCGCCAACACCUCCUACCUGGCCCAGCACCUCCGAAUCCACUCGGGGGCCAAGCCCUACAACUGUUCCUACUGCCAGAAGGCCUUCCGCCAGCUCUCCCACCUCCAGCAGCACACACGAAUCCACACCGGUGACAGACCAUACAAAUGUGCACACCCAGGCUGUGAGAAAGCCUUCACGCAGCUCUCCAAUCUGCAGUCCCACAGGCGGCAGCACAACAAAGAUAAACCCUUCAAGUGCCACAACUGUCACCGGGCGUACACGGACGCAGCCUCACUAGAGGUGCACCUAUCUACGCAUACGGUGAAGCAUGCCAAGGUGUAUACCUGCACUAUCUGUAGUCGGGCAUACACGUCGGAAACGUACCUUAUGAAACAUAUGCGCAAACACAACCCUCCUGAUCUCCAGCAACAAGUGCAGGCGGCAGCGGCGGCAGCGGCGGUGGCCCAGGCCCAGGCCCAGGCCCAGGCCCAGGCCCAGGCUCAGGCCCAGGCCCAGGCCCAGGCCCAGGCUCAAGCCCAAGCCCAGGCUCAAGCCCAAGCCUCCCAGGCAUCGCAGCAGCAGCAGCAACAGCAGCCACAGCCACCACACUUCCAGUCCCCUGGGGCAGCCCCCCAGGGUGGGGGUGGUGGGGACAGCAACCCCAACCCUCCACCCCAGUGUUCCUUUGACCUGACCCCCUAUAAGACGGCGGAGCAUCAUAAGGACAUCUGCCUCACUGUCACCACCAGCACCAUCCAGGUGGAGCACCUGGCCAGCUCGUAGAGACCUGUGCUGCCACCCACUGGGAAGAGGGGAAAGAAGUUCUGGUCCCUUCUUUCUCCAACUUCUCUUGGUGGGAAAAGUCUUCUUCCUUGACAGGCCUUGCCUCCAUCUCCUUGGGCCUCAGGCACGGCCUUCCUACACAGGAUACCAUGCUUAUUCUCAACUCCUCUUCAAAAGGAAUAUCAGCCCUCCUGAUUGGCAAAGGAAUAAGGAGCUGGUAGUGUAAUCCAGCAGCCUCCCCUUCCAAGCAUAGCUUUUCAAAAUUGGGGGUUGGUGCUCAAGGGAGGGAUUUGCUAUGACCUCAUAGAAACGUUUCCAGUGUGGGCACUUACCCUCUCGUUACCCUCAUAAUCCUCAAAAGUUGGGGCUGGUGGAAGACUAGAGGCUGGUCCUCCCAGAUCUCUGAGAGAAGGGAGCCCUAAAUGCAACCAGCCUCCUGUUCUGUUCUUGCCUGCAAAAGAACGGAGGUUUCUCACACGCCCCGAUGAGCGGGAGCCGUCUUCCCCUCGUGGUCUCACUUCACUUCCUACCUAAUGCUGGAAGAGGGAGAUCUCAGUGGGGGUCAGACCCCCUUUAUUUGUAAAGGGGCAAGGGCUGAGAUGUGGUCCCCAAGGGGCCAGAGAUCCCCAAAAUGGUCAAGGGUGGCUUAGAAGCGUGGGUUAUGGUUUUCCUUGGGACCUCCCCUUCUCUGCCAGCCAAGGCCCUAUACUCGGUCUCCCAGUCCCAAAGCCAGAGGAGCUGUGGGAGCUUUGUGUUCUUUAUGAAAGCCCAAAACAAAGGGUGUUGCAGAGAAGGGAGAGUUCAGGGCAAACACAAGGACUGGACUUAGCUCCCUAGGUGCCACGGUCAAUUGCCGGACACGGAUUUAUAUAUAAAUAUAUAUAUAAAUAUAUAUAUAUACCCACUCAUCACGGCCAUCUUUGUUGUAACCAUUUCUGUGUUUAUAAAUGCAUUAUCUCUCAGAA
Messenger RNA from Neofelis nebulosa (Clouded leopard), 3152 nucleotides. It is a transcript of the gene ZNF384, whose product is annotated as zinc finger protein 384. The coding region runs from base 355 to 2187 and encodes 610 amino acids. Gene Ontology annotation, biological process: regulation of transcription by RNA polymerase II. NCBI's taxonomy places the organism in Eukaryota, Metazoa, Chordata, Mammalia, Carnivora, Felidae. The record is from RefSeq and is a predicted model, not a curated record. The transcript has 12 exons. Gene Ontology annotation, molecular function: DNA-binding transcription factor activity, RNA polymerase II-specific; RNA polymerase II cis-regulatory region sequence-specific DNA binding. Gene Ontology annotation, cellular component: PcG protein complex; transcription regulator complex.